GAUGCCACAUGUAGAAUAAAUGAGUUAGCAGUGACGCUUAAUCAACACCAACAACGGCGCACGAAAGAUAACGACGCACAGUUGAAAUAAAUUGUUUUGUUUUGCUGUGUUGUCAUUGUUUUUUAAUUAUUGAACCAUUUUAUCCGUUUGACAGAAGAACCGCCUCUAUGGCCCAAGGCAAGACUAACGACAAUGCCCAAGUGCACUUCAGGGCACUGUUGGAUUCCAGCCCCAGCCACAAGGAAGAGCUGUUACGACGAACACGUCAUUACCUUUUGAAGACACAGAACAUAUCAUCUUCCGAUAGUUUUGGCUUUAACGUUGAUGUAAGUGACAAGAUACCCGUUUUACGACAACUACCGGACACACGACCAGAUGACUGCAAGAAAACCGGAUACAACAUGUCCACCUUACCCACUGUAACCAUCGUGUCACCGAUGUAUAAUGAGGCUCUUUCAACACUUUUGCGCCACGUCCACUCACUUCUUGCCCGGACGCCAAAGGAACUUCUGAAAGAAAUAAUUAUUGUGGAUGACAAAAGUGAACACUCCUUUCUAGAUAAACGUCUUGACGAUUAUUUCAAGAUUCUCGAUUCAAGGGUAAAGGUCAUGAGAAAUAAUCAUCGGCAGGGUCUGUCACGGUCGAGGAUGAUAGGAGCUUCAGUAGCGGAAGGGGAGGUAAUCGUAUUCCUAGACAGCCACAUGGAGGUAAACGUAGGGUGGCUCGAGCCCUUGUUGGAACAGCUAGUGAAUGGUGGACCCGCCACGAUAGUACAACCCGAUGUUGUUUCUGUAGAUGCCAAAACAUUGAACUUCUCAGAAGAAAAGGAGACCACCUUUGUAGGUGGAUUUGGAUGGGAUUUACGAUACUCUUGGUUUUUCAAGCCCGACUAUUUACAGCAGGUUCUUAGGACCAUGGCAGAUCCGAUACCCACCCCUGUAUUGGUCGGGUGUGCCAUUGCGGUCUGGAGGGAACAUUUCAUGUCAACUGGCGGAUUCGAUCCUGAGCUGCAGAUCUGGGGUGGCGAGCACCUGGAACUCUCCUUCAAGACAUGGAUGACCGGAGGAAGAAUACUCACAGUUCCUUGCUCAAAGGUCGGACAUGUUUUCAAAUCCGGGCCGUUUCGCUUCCAGGAAGAUUUUCAAAACAUAUUACGUAAAAAUUUGAUGCGAGUAGCAGAGGUGUGGAUGGACGACUACAAGGAAAUAUUUCUCGCUACUCAGCGAUAUGAAGCAAUAAUGCCAGAAUUUACCGUAUCCGAUCUAGACUCUAUUAAAGAGAGAAAGCGUUUACGUCAGCGUCUAAGAUCAAAAAGUUUCAGAUGGUUCCUGAAGGUAAUAACACCUGACAUGAAAAUUCCAACUAAAGAUGCUGUUAAUUAUGGUGAGAUUGAAAACGCUUUAACCCAUUCAUGUAUAACGGCGACAUCUGGCGGUGUACUGACUCUCUCCUAUAGAUGCUUUCGACAUAGAAUCCUUCCUGAGAAUCAAUUCACUAUUGACAAAUAUGGCCAGUUUCUACAUGACGGAAAAUGCAUUGUUCCAACAACUGGGAAGUUGAUCUUAAGAGAAACUUUGUGUUCUUGUAACGCUAGUAAAGAAGGGCAGUGGCAACUGAAUCCAGGUCCUCUUGGGGGACACAUACAGUUUGGGAUUGCCAAAAAGCUGAUGUAUUGCGUGGUGCCGCAACAACUUGAUGGUAUGAUGGUGUUGACGCUAGAACGCUGCUCCCUAGUGCACGACAGGGACGACAGCUAUUGGGAAUUUCAGUAUCACCUACAGUAUAGUCAGGAUGACAGACAUCUUGGUUUUAUUACGACAUGACAUCGUAUUGUACCUAUGUUAACGUCUGUCAAACACAAAUAUACAAAACAAGAAAAUGAUUGUUAGUCUGAUGGAAGUUAAAAAUUAAUGUACAGUAAACUACGGUUAUAACGAACACGCUUAUAACGACCUGACGGAUAUAACGAACUACUUUUUUGGUCCCGACUAUUUGCUUAGGUUAUGCUGUAUAUAUGCUUAUAACGAACUACGGUUAAAACGAAAUAAAAUUAGUAGUCCCUUUGAGUUCGUUAUAACCGUACUUUACUGUAUAUGUUAAAAAUAUAAAAAAAUGGGCAUAUACACAAAUAGUUUAAUCCGUUGAUCGAGUGUUCGGAUUGUACUGAGUUUUGUCCUGGCAUUGUAGGCACUAUAUUAGUGUGUGUGGGUUCAUAAACACAUGGAAUCGUACAAUCGACUCUGCUUUUAGCAGAGAUAUCUUAUGGAAAUGAAAAGGGUUUUGUCGCUCUUAUUUUCAUCUAAGCGGUAAACGUCACUUUGGGAUUUCUUCCCACAUGAAACCUAUACAUCGCUACUUCACUCUCACUCACUCGGCGGUCGGGUAGCCUAGUGGUUAAAGCGUUCCUGGGUUCGAUUCCCGACAUGGGUGCAAUGUGUGAAGCCCAUUUCUGGUGUCCCCCCGCCGUGUAUUGCUGGAAUAUUGCUAAAAGCGGCGUAAAACUAUCCUCACUCACUCACUAGGGUUUAAGGCUGUGUUCAAGAUUAUGGCACCCAAAUCGUGACGAGCAUUCUAGUGCGUGUGUGGCUGUUUGUACCAGCCAGUCCGUAUUUAUGCUGGUGUUAUUGUGCAGGCCUACCUACUGAACUUGUAUACCCAUUACAUUACCCUGACUAACAUCUCUUAGUAUCUUUUGGUGUGAGUUUGUUUGUUGUUUAACGCCGCACUAUUCCAGCAACAUGACGGCGGUCUGUAAAUACUCGAGUUUCCACCAGACAAUCCAGUGAUUGAUAUCAGGAGCAUCAAACCACGCAAUUGCGAUACGAUGACGUGAUACAACCAAGUCAGCGAGCCUGACCUACCUAUCCCGCUAGUCGCCUCUUAUGUUAGAAACAUUCAACGACAUUCAAUUAUUCUAAUCUCAUGCUGACAAGCAAAGUCGCCUUUUACGGCAACCAUGGGUUGCUGAAGACAUAUUCUACCCCGGAACUUCUCGGGCGACCUGAUUACUUACAGACCGCCGCCACAUAGCUAGAAUAUUGCUGAGUUCGGCGUUAAACGACAAACGAACUAAAGCCUGGUUUCUCUGAUUCUUCGUCAAUCUUGGCAUGGCGCUAGUAUCGAGAUUGUUGGAUCCACAUUUCUGGGUGCCGUUUAUCAGAAAAGGCAAAAGGAAAUGCACGUCAUCAUUAAAUGUGGAUACAGACUAGCGUCAUAAACGAGAAAUAAGGUAAAUUUUGCUGUUCAGAAUAUUAACUGCUGUAGCAUACCUCUAACUCUCGGUACACUGUGUUUUUUGAAACUCCAGACUAACUGGUCUACCGAUGUGGAUCCACAGACCAUGUACCGUACAUAUCCUACUAUUUUCCCUUUCUAGCCCACAAAUCUUAUCAAAUCUUAAUUCCAAACGUUGCGUGUAUACCAGCACACUGUGAAACGUUUGCGUUUAUAUCACUUGAAUGCCAGGCAUCGAUACACUUGUAGUGGCUCUCUCUCUCUAUAUGCAUUUGUUAAUGCCCUGGUGCCCUAGAUAGAUUUGAUCCACAAUCUUAGCUCUCAACUGUGCUGGCACAACGAUGCGAUCCCUGAAUAUCAAGAGAUGAUUAUCGACUGAGACAUCAGUGCGUAUCUGGUGGUAUGCACGAACUUGUGAAGGUAGAUCACGGCCAUGGUGCCGUUGUACAAAGCGAUCUUAGCGCUAAUGUGCUCGUAACUCCAAUACCUUACGACAGUCGUAGGGGCGGUCGGGUAGCCUAGUGGUUAAAGCGUUCGCUCGUCACGCCG
This is a messenger RNA of Haliotis rufescens (red abalone), 3783 nucleotides long. Its product is annotated as polypeptide N-acetylgalactosaminyltransferase 5-like. Lineage: Eukaryota; Metazoa; Mollusca; Gastropoda; Lepetellida; Haliotidae. The record is from RefSeq and is a predicted model, not a curated record. The coding region runs from base 168 to 1823 and encodes 551 amino acids. Gene Ontology annotation, cellular component: Golgi apparatus. The transcript has 2 exons.